GGCCGCGCUUCACCCCGUGGAGGGGAGAGAGGAGAGGGAGGAAGCGGCGGCGGUUCCUCGCACCUGUCUCGUGCGCGUCGCCGAGUGUGAAAAAGCCCUGCGCUGACACAACUCCACAAACUACCUGCUCUCACCGAUCCUACCUGAAUGUUGACUUUCUGCUUUAACUAAAUAUGGAAGAGCUCGUUGCACGGUGGACCCUGUCAAUUCUUUCGCCUUGAGGUCGAUAACUUUCCAAUUCAGCUUUCCCCGAACGUAAUUCCCAUGGCUUCGGCAACACUGCCAGAUCUGCGACCUGUCAUCACCUCACCCAGCAAGUGUAUGUGAGCGCACUGGCACUUCUGUGUUUUUUUCUGCUUCCAGAGCCCCUUCAGCAGCCACCGAAAACACCCAGAGACCACAGGCUGCAAGAUUAGAGUGAAGGAUGGGGUCAACAGUUCAUCUGCUGGCCUUGCUCCUUGCGCUCACCACCAGUGCGUUGAGUCUCAACCCAGAUGACCCCAAUGUCUGCAGCCACUGGGAGAGCUAUGCGGUGACUGUCCAGGAAUCCUACGCUCACCCAUUCGACCAGAUCUAUUACACUAGAUGCACAGACAUCCUCAACUGGUUUAAAUGCACAAAGCACAGGAUCAGCUAUAAGACAGCUUACCGGCGGGGAGUGAGGACCAUGUAUAGGCGCCGCUCGCAGUGUUGCCCUGGUUACUUUGAAAGCGGAGACUUGUGUGUUCCUCUGUGCACAGAGGAGUGUGUCCACGGUCGCUGCGUGUCUCCCGAUACAUGCCAGUGCGAGCCCGGAUGGGGAGGACUGGACUGCUCCAGUGCAAGCACAGCCAAUGGAACAGGCUGCGAGAGUGACUUCUGGGGACCUCACUGCAGCAAUCGGUGCCAGUGCCAAAAUGGGGCUAAGUGUAACCCCAUCACAGGUGCCUGUGUCUGCACUGAUGGGUACCAGGGAUGGCGUUGUGAGGAGCCCUGUGAGCAUGGUUAUUAUGGCAAGGCGUGCCAGUUACCGUGCCAGUGUCUCAAUGGUGCCACCUGCAACCACGAGACAGGAGAGUGCAUCUGUGCACCGGGCUACACAGGGGCUUUCUGUGGGGAGCGCUGCCCCUCCGGUAGUCAUGGGCCUCAGUGUGAACAGCGCUGCCCCUGUCAGAACGGAGGAACGUGCCACCACAUCACAGGAGAUUGUUCCUGCCCUGCUGGGUGGACGGGUUCAGUCUGUGCCCAGCCCUGCCCUCUUGGCAAGUACGGCAUCAACUGCAGCAAAGACUGUUCCUGUCGUAACGGUGGAAUGUGCGACCACAUCACGGGGCAGUGCCAGUGUGCAGCCGGCUUCAGUGGACGCAGAUGUCAGGAUGACUGCCCUGUGGGCACCUAUGGACCGCAGUGUAACCAGAAGUGCGAGUGUCAGAAUGGAGCCAAGUGUCACCAUAUCAAUGGAGCCUGUCUAUGUGAAACAGGGUUUAAAGGGCCUAAUUGCCAGGAGAGAUUCUGUCCCCCAGGUCUAUACGGCCUCAUUUGUGACAAGUACUGCCCCUGUAACACCACCAACACCGUGAGCUGCCACCCGCUUUCUGGUGAAUGCACCUGCUCUGCAGGAUGGACAGGGCUUUACUGUAAUGAGACCUGUCCGCCUGGAUUCUAUGGAGAGGGAUGCAUGCUGACUUGCAGCUGUGCCAACGGAGCUGACUGUCAUCCUGUCACGGGUACCUGUACAUGUGCCCCUGGGUUCAUGGGUGAGGACUGCUCUACAGUGUGUCCACCUGGUCUGUUUGGACGUAGCUGCAUGUCCACCUGCUCUUGCCAUAAUCAUGCAUCCUGCUCUCCUGUUGAUGGCUCCUGCCUCUGCAAGGAAGGUUGGCAGGGUGUGGACUGCUCCAUCCUCUGUUCCAGUGGUGCCUGGGGUCUGAGCUGUAAUCAGACAUGCUUAUGUAGCAACGGAGCUGCAUGCGAUGCUAUAGAUGGCACUUGCACAUGUUCUCCUGGUUGGAGAGGAGAGCACUGUGACGAGCCCUGCCCUGAGGGUACGUAUGGGUUGGAGUGUCGUGAGCGCUGCGACUGCAGCCACGCUGAUGGCUGUGACCCAGUGAGCGGUUAUUGUCGCUGCUACCCUGGCUGGACAGGAAUCCACUGUGAUAAUGUGUGCCCACAAGGCUUCUGGGGACCCAACUGUUCAGUCAGCUGCUCCUGUCAGAAUGGAGGAUCGUGCUCUCCUGAGGACGGCACAUGUGUGUGUGCACCUGGAUACAGAGGGACGUCCUGCAAAAGAAUCUGCUCUCCGGGGUUCUACGGGCACCGCUGCAGCCAGUCGUGUCCACAGUGUGUGCACAGCACCGGGCCAUGCCAUCAUGUCACGGGCCACUGUGAGUGCCUGUCUGGCUUUACUGGCUCGCUGUGCAACCAAGUCUGUCCAAGCGGCAGGUACGGGAGAGCUUGUGCCGAGAUCUGCCUCUGCACCAACAACGGCACCUGCAACCCCAUUGAUGGCUCCUGCCAGUGUUUCCCUGGCUGGAUAGGAGAGGACUGCUCUCAGGCCUGUCCCUCUGGGCACUGGGGCCCUGAUUGUCUCAACUCGUGUAACUGUCACAAUGGAGCCCAGUGCAGUGCCUAUGAUGGAGAGUGCAGGUGCAGCCCCGGCUGGACCGGUCUCUACUGCACACAGCGCUGUCCUUCAGGGUUCUACGGCAGGGACUGCUCCGAAGUCUGCCGCUGCCAAAACGGCGCAGACUGCGACCACAUAUCUGGCCAGUGUGCCUGCCGAACCGGCUUCAUUGGGACGAGCUGUGAGCAGAAGUGUCCCGCUGGUACAUUUGGAUAUGGUUGCCAGCAGCUAUGCGAGUGCCUGAACAAUGCUACCUGUGACUAUGUGACUGGAACAUGCUACUGUAGCCCUGGCUAUAAAGGCAUCCGCUGCGAUCAAGCAGCUCUGAUGAUGGAAGAGCUGAACCCAUACACGAAGAUCAGUCCAGCGCGAGGCUCCGAGCGCCAGUCGGCGGGGGCUGUCAUGGGCAUCAUCUUUCUCCUCCUCAUCAUCAUGGCCAUGCUUAGUCUGUUUGUGUGGUACAGACAGAGGCAGAGGGACAAGGGCCAUGAGAUCCAGCCAAGUGUAUCGUACUCGCAGGCCAUGCACAUUACCAACACUGACUACUCUCUGUCUGAGUGUGGCAGUACUGUCGCGAUGAGAACCAGUGCCCCUGAGAUCAGUCAGAGCCAGAACAGCAGCAGUAGCAGUGGCCAGUGCUUCUCCAACCCUAGCUACCACACCGUGGCUCAGUGUAACGUGGUCUCAACCAUUUCCAGCAACUUGGAUGGCACUCUGACCCUCAAAUCAAACACGCUCAAAAGCAGAAAUGGGUCUGAAUGGAGGGCCUACUGCAACCUCAACGACCUGGAUGUUCAACAGGGUGAGGCACAGACACAAAGAGGCUCCAGGAAAGCUGCAGAUUACAUCAAGAGCUCCAUGUGCAGCAACAGCUCCUGCUCCCUCAAUAGUGAGAAUCCUUAUGCUACCAUUAGAGACCCACCAGGGCUGGCUUGCAAGCACACAGAGAGCAGCUAUGUGGAGAUGAAAUCCCCCUCCCACCGUGAAGUGCCCUUUGGAGGCACUGCCACCCUCCUGGGCAGUGCAAGCAGGAAUGUCUAUGAUGUUGAGCCGACAGUGAGCGUCCUGCAGGGGCCCAAUGGAAUGGCCACCGGAUUCUCCCAGAGCCCCUACGACCUUCCCCGCAGCAGCCACAUCCCCAGCCACUAUGACAUACUACCCAUGCGUCACAGCCCCACGCACACACCCCCACCGCCCCCAGAAAGCCCCAGCUCCCUGCUCUAAAAGGCACGCUCUCCUCCGGGCCUCUGACUGCGUGCCGGCAUCUGGGAAACAUCCAGCCACCUUUCAACCAACGGCCCUCCCUUUGUCUCCCUGUGUGUUCAAUUAGAUACUGACAUGCUGAGAUGGAAGGACAGCCACAGCUCCUCUGGACCCUGCUCUCUUUGGCUCCCUCACUGGCGCCCUUUCUAUCGCCCAGAGAGAGAAAGGGGGGGAGAAAGAGUGUCCCACACACCAGCGAUCAUUCACUCAUUGUAUUUUCUUAUAUAAUUGAUCACACAAACUGCUGCCUGGCCUCUUUAUGGACCUGCUGAAGUGGAACAAUAUCUUUCCAAGCACCCUGUAAGACAGUAUACAUGGAGUGGGUGGACAGUUUAUUUACCUGGAGAGAGCUCCCUUCACUCUGAUUUUUAACUCAUCAUAUCCGUUUGCAUUCAAGGGCAGCCAAGCAUUUAUAGAGUCCCCGCAAAACACAAGUGAUUUUCUCCACAGGAAAGAAGGUUAACCGCCUUCACCAUAUCUAAGCAGGCAAAGAUCUACUAUGUAUAGUGUUUAUGAAUUUUCUCUGUGAAGCAGCUGCAUAUCACAGCACAGCUGCCACAAAGUGCUUACGAUCAUCUACUCUGAAGUGAAGAAAAGCGCAGGCAAAGGUAGCGAAACCUCCACUAAAUGUUAAUUUAAGGAAACUUUGCUGUGAGUGAGCCAAGUCUGAGAAAGCAUGGAUAAAUAGUAAAAUAUUGUAUUUGGGGUUUUUUUAUUCACUGUUAUCCAGUAAUGAUCACAGUUAAUACUCAUGUGAUCUCUGUGUCUUACUAAAGAGCUUCUCUUAGUUUUAGUGUUAAUGAGGCCCAGUGUAUCUUGAAAUGUAUUCAGGUCAUCAGUGUUCAUGCAUUUAUUGCAUUGCUGAAAGUAACAGUAAGUCUAAAGUUUGGAUUUUUCUCCCCACACUAAUGAAGUGAUCUGAUCUUGUGUUGUUUUGUACGUGAAAGCUUCUUCUUCCUUUUUUUUUUCUUGCAAAUGUUUUGGUUUACAUUUUUUUUAAUAGUGGGUCUUAAGAAGAGUUUGCUUAGAUUUUUUUUGUAUUUAUAAAUCUAAUUGCUUUUUUUGGAUUGUUUUAUAUUAGUGAUGGUGUUCCUUUUUAAAAAAAAAACAAAAAAAAAAUCUGUGUUAUUCUAGCAUAAAAAAAGAUGAGCAUGGAUACCCGCUGAUGUAGAUAACACAAUUUAUCUUCUUGUGAAAUUAUCGGUGUCAUUUUGUGAACUGUUUUUGAAGUCACUUAAAAUGUUCUCACUCUCUCUGUCAAAUUGUAAAUUGAAAAAAGGAGAAAAAAAAGGCUUUCACAUGAGCAGUUUAAGACCCACAAAUAUCCUGUGCAGUAUUUACAAAAGGGAAUUAUAUGUUUAAAAAAAAAGAAAAAAGACAGGGAAAAAAAUCCAUUUCUAAAUUAAUUUAUGUUUAUAUCAGGCUAAAAGAGCAUAUUUAUUUAUUUAUUUAUUUAUUUAUCGAGAUGAAUUUGCUCAUUCACUAUGUGAAUUCCAUUUCACCCUAUGUAGAAGCAAUAACAUGUUGACAAUCGAUGCACAGACAGCGUUUCAUUAGUGCUGAACAUUAUCCCAUCUUUGACCAGUGUGGUGACCAGUGGAUCAUAAACCGUGUGACUAUUUGACCUCCGAGGAAGGUUUUUCUAGCUGCUGUCAUAUCAAAGCAGGUUGUUGUUUUGGUACAAGUUUCAAAUUAAAUGCCUAUUCUGCCAUCA
Oreochromis niloticus (Nile tilapia) is the source of this 5579-nucleotide messenger RNA. It is a transcript of the gene megf11, whose product is annotated as multiple EGF-like-domains 11. The transcript has 28 exons. Lineage: Eukaryota; Metazoa; Chordata; Actinopteri; Cichliformes; Cichlidae. Bases 425 to 3826 code for a protein of 1133 amino acids. Gene Ontology annotation, cellular component: membrane. Gene Ontology annotation, biological process: heterophilic cell-cell adhesion. Gene Ontology annotation, molecular function: scavenger receptor activity; protein binding. The record is from RefSeq and is a predicted model, not a curated record.